UUGACGAACAAGCGCUCCAUACUUAGUCGGGCUCGUCGUCGGACGCCGUCCGCCGUUGUCAGCCCUGCGUGGUUGUUCUCGGGCAAGUAUUGAAGAAGGUUCGGACCCUAGGGCUUUGUCCACUGCCAAAAUCCUGUUCCCUAAGUGGCUUUCAGUUUUUGAUUGUUAAGAAUGGUACUGGUCUUGGCGCUGGGGGACUUGCACAUACCGCACAGGGCCCCUGAUCUGCCAGCGAAGUUCAAAUCCAUGCUUGUUCCUGGCAAGAUCCAGCACAUCAUUUGCACUGGCAAUUUAUGUAUCAAAGAAGUUCAUGACUAUUUGAAGACUCUGUGUCCUGAUUUGCAUAUAACUCGUGGAGAAUAUGAUGAAGAUACAAGAUAUCCAGAGACCAAAACACUAACUAUUGGUCAAUUUAAGCUGGGACUAUGCCAUGGCCAUCAGGUUAUUCCAUGGGGCGACCUAGACUCACUGGCAAUGCUUCAGAGACAGCUUGAUGUGGACAUCCUUGUCACUGGUCACACCCAUCAGUUCACCGCUUACAAACAUGAGGGUGGUGUCGUUAUAAAUCCAGGUUCUGCAACAGGUGCUUACAGCAGCAUCACUUACGACGUUAACCCAAGCUUUGUCCUCAUGGACAUUGAUGGCCUGCGUGUUGUGGUCUAUGUCUAUGAACUCAUUGAUGGAGAGGUGAAGGUUGACAAGAUUGAUUUUAAGAAAACAUCCUCAACCCACUCUGCUCAUUAGAAGAUUUGGAUCUUGUUUUGUCUUAGCCUCUUGUAUCCCUUUCCUUUCUCUUAAUUUUCUAUUUUUCAAUUUCUCAUAUUUUAACCUUGUAAUAGGGUUUUCUCUUUAGUUUUAUCUUGUUUUGAAAUAUGUAAUUGGCAGUAUCAUAUACUCGUAGGAUUUUGGGGGUUUAGUCAAAGUGUGUAUGUGGAACCUUUUUUUUUUUUUUUUAACCGGGUACAAACGCAUGUAAAAUGGCUACAUAUAUUGUGGGAACAAAAUGUCCUUUCGAAA
This is a messenger RNA of Neltuma alba, 1017 nucleotides long. RefSeq names its product vacuolar protein sorting-associated protein 29. The coding region runs from base 172 to 744 and encodes 190 amino acids. Gene Ontology annotation, cellular component: retromer complex. The record is from RefSeq and is a predicted model, not a curated record. Lineage: Eukaryota; Viridiplantae; Streptophyta; Magnoliopsida; Fabales; Fabaceae. Gene Ontology annotation, biological process: retrograde transport, endosome to Golgi. The transcript is spliced from 4 exons.